AACAUUUUUGUAAUACAGUUAACUUCAAAAAUUUCAAAACUUAAAUUAAAUUACAAAUUGAUUGCCAGAUUUUAAAGUGCUUAGAACAACGAAUCUUUUCAAAAAUGGACACUCCUCGAAAAGAUAUUCCAUGCGCUGCUUCAGGUUUGAAGGUCUGUAAAAGUGGCAUGUCCUUUGAUAUUAUGUUUUCAUCGAAAUCAAAGCGCCAUGCGAACCGUCCUCAACUGUUUUCUGCACGUGAAAGAAAAACUCCAGUGUAUGGGUCUGAUGAAUCUGCUGUUAAUCGCAAGCAAUCCAAAGGGGAUCUUUUAUGUGGAUCUGCAAAAGAAUGUCAAAAUCAGGAAAUUGCAUGUGGCAAACACUACGGUGAAGGAACCUCUUCUAAAUAUGGGCAUGAUUAUCGUUUUCUAACUUUGGAUGCAUCCAAGAGUGAUAAGGGAAAAGAACGUGGCAGCGCCGAGGUGUCUGAUAAAAAGCUAGGUCGUGAGUUCCUAUCACCUCAAAUGGAAUAAAUCCGAUCAAGAUUUAAAUAAAAAAUUGAGCGUUCCAUCAAGAAAAAAGGCUAAGCAGGUAACUCCAAAACUUUCCAAUAACCAAUUGAUCAACGUCGUUAAUAACUUUUACAGAUAAUGUGCAAAACGCUCAAGAAGAAAUUCAAAAAUAUAGAUGUUGUAGGAAUCAAAUCCAUUUAGAGGACUUUGCAAAAGAAACUAUUCUAUUUUUUUAAUACAAAUUUUGUUAUUUUAAAAAAAUUUAUUUGUGUACCAAAAUUAAAUACAAUUUGAAAUACUAUAAAGUUUAGUUGGAA
Molecule: messenger RNA, 808 nt
Organism: Teleopsis dalmanni
Lineage: Eukaryota; Metazoa; Arthropoda; Insecta; Diptera; Diopsidae
Exons: 5
Coding region: 105-512 (135 amino acids)
Source: RefSeq, a predicted model, not a curated record